UUUUAAAGGACACACUGGAAAAAAGAGGUGCUCUUGGACAAAUAAAAGCAAGGAUCAGAGCUGAAGUUUUUAAUGCGCUGGAUGACCAAAGUGAACCACGGCCACCACUGUCUCAUGAAAAUCUCUUAAUCAACGAACUAAUUCGUGAAUACCUGGAAUAUAACAAAUAUAAGUACACAGCAUCUGUUUUAACUUCAGAGUCUGGCCAGCCUGAAGUGCCCUUGGAUAGACAGUUUCUUGCCAAAGAGCUGCACAUAGUUGAAGAUGCAAAUGGAAAAUCAGUACCUCUCUUAUAUGGAAUUAUCUCUCAUUUCUUAUAUGGUGGUAGAGAAGAAAGUACCCAGAAUACACUUCCAAAAGUGUCUUCGCUAAAUUAUCCAAAGCAAAACCUUGGCAAGCCGCCUACUGAGAGAAAUCAAAAAGAUAGAAUUCCUGAACCAGGAAGGAUGGCUGGCACGAGUAUCGAAGAGCCCCUUGUUUUACGAAGUAUAAACAAAUGA
Molecule: messenger RNA, 500 nt
Organism: Phaethon lepturus (White-tailed tropicbird)
Lineage: Eukaryota; Metazoa; Chordata; Aves; Phaethontiformes; Phaethontidae
Gene: CEP20
Product: FGFR1OP N-terminal like
Exons: 4
Biological process (GO): microtubule anchoring; cilium assembly
Cellular component (GO): motile cilium; ciliary basal body; centrosome
Molecular function (GO): protein binding
Source: RefSeq, a predicted model, not a curated record